AUGUCAGACAAACAACAAAUGUACUGGUGCAAAUUUUGUAAGAAGUUUAUUCAGAACAAAGCAGUGACAAGACAACAACACGAAUCAUCGGGAAGCCACAAACGAUGUAUGCAAAAGUUUUUAGAAGAAGAGAAGCGCGCGGAGGCGCGCAAAGACAAGCGUGAAUUUGAUUUGCUUAAUGACAUAUCGAAAAUGGAACAAGCUGCAGUGAAGCAGAUGGGGCAAGACAUCGAGCACAACGCGAUUCGUGAAAAAGUGAUUACAAAAGACACGGGGAUACGGGAGAGUUUAAACGAUAUUCGGAAGAAGCGGGAAGAUAGUAAAAAACAAGAGCGAGCCGCUCGGUCGUAUUACUUUGAGACCAUCCGACAAACACCAGACUACACAACAAGUUCCGCAAGAGAUUAUUGA
Entamoeba invadens IP1 is the source of this 411-nucleotide messenger RNA. RefSeq lists its product as hypothetical. The transcript has 3 exons. Lineage: Eukaryota; Evosea; Mastigamoebida; Endamoebidae. Gene Ontology annotation, cellular component: precatalytic spliceosome. Gene Ontology annotation, molecular function: zinc ion binding; RNA binding. The coding region runs from base 1 to 411 and encodes 136 amino acids. Gene Ontology annotation, biological process: mRNA splicing, via spliceosome. The record is from RefSeq and is a predicted model, not a curated record.